This is a messenger RNA of Uloborus diversus, 920 nucleotides long. RefSeq names its product 40S ribosomal protein S3a-like (gene RpS3A). Gene Ontology annotation, molecular function: structural constituent of ribosome. Lineage: Eukaryota; Metazoa; Arthropoda; Arachnida; Araneae; Uloboridae. The transcript has 6 exons. Gene Ontology annotation, biological process: translation. Gene Ontology annotation, cellular component: ribosome; cytosol. The coding region runs from base 78 to 878 and encodes 266 amino acids. The record is from RefSeq and is a predicted model, not a curated record.
UCUAGCGCAUGCGCAGAUCAGAAUGGAAGCUUCCGCUAAAGUGUAACGUGCUCCUCCGAUUGUAAAUUACAUCAAACAUGGCUGUAGGUAAAAAUAAGGGUCUUGCAAAAGGAGGGAAAAAAGGUGUUAAAAAGAAGGUUGUCGACCCAUUUACUCGUAAAGAUUGGUACGAUGUUAAAGCUCCAGCCAUGUUCAGCGUUCGAAAUGUUGGAAAAACUCUUGUUAAUAGGACGCAAGGCACAAAGAUUGCCUCAGAAGGUUUAAAAGGCAGAGUGUUUGAAAUCUCUCUGGCCGAUCUCCAGAAUGAUGAAAUUGCUUUCCGUAAAUUUAGGCUAAUUGCUGAAGAAGUCCAAGGCCGCAAUAUAUUAACAAAUUUCCAUGGAAUGGAUUUAACAACUGAUAAAUUAAGGUCAAUGGUUAAAAAAUGGCAGACCCUUAUUGAAGCUAAUGUUGAUGUCAAGACGACGGAUGGUUACCUAUUACGGAUGUUUUGCAUAGGCUUCACUAAAAAAUGGGCAACACAAGUAAAGAAAACAUGUUAUGCACAACAUGCUCAAGUCAAACUUAUUAGGAAAAAGAUGACAGAGACAAUGGUUAGAGAAGUCUCUUCGUCCGACCUUAAGGAAGUUGUGAAUAAAUUAAUUCCAGACAGCAUUGGUAGAGACAUCGAAAAGGCAUGUCAAGGCAUCUAUCCUCUCCAUGAUGUUAUGAUCAGGAAAGUUAAAGUACUAAAGAAGCCUAAAUUCGAUGUGGGUAAACUCAUGGAAUUACAUGGUGAAGGUUCUGGAAAAUCUUCAACAGCUGUUAAGGUUGGUGAAGAAGGAGCAAAGAUCGACAGACCAGAAGGCUAUGAACCACCUGUAUUAGAGUCUGUUUAAUCCGAUGAACAAUAAAAAAAGAAAACCCUAUUUGUAUAUAUA